Messenger RNA from Trematomus bernacchii (emerald rockcod), 2226 nucleotides. It is a transcript of the gene ddx41, whose product is annotated as probable ATP-dependent RNA helicase DDX41. Gene Ontology annotation, biological process: mRNA splicing, via spliceosome. Bases 131 to 1975 code for a protein of 614 amino acids. Gene Ontology annotation, molecular function: RNA binding; zinc ion binding; ATP binding. Gene Ontology annotation, cellular component: spliceosomal complex. NCBI's taxonomy places the organism in Eukaryota, Metazoa, Chordata, Actinopteri, Perciformes, Nototheniidae. The transcript has 17 exons. The record is from RefSeq and is a predicted model, not a curated record.
GUACAGCAUCCUAGCUUCCUGUGUUGUGUAAACAUGUGGAUUGGGACUCUUUAUUGAAUAGUGCGCCGACUAGUUGUUAAACAACUAAUUAAUUUAAGUUCAUAGAGAACGUAACUGUAUUAAUAACAACAUGGAGUCUGAAAAUCGAACUAAAAAGAGACCCAAUGUGGAGGAGGAAAGGUCUGCCUUAGAGGAAGCGGAGGCGGACGAUUAUGUUCCGUAUGUUCCUGUCAAAAUUAGGAAACAUCAAAUGCAACAGAAGAUGUUACGUCUGCGAGGAAAGGCGGUGGACGAGGAGCAUAAGGACAGUGGGGAGGAGCAGAGGGACGAGGACGAGGGUCUCGGUCCGCGCUCUAAUGUCAGUCUCCUCGACCAGCAUCAGCACCUCAAAGAAAAAGCAGAAGCCCGUAAGGAGUCAGCCAAGGAGAAGCAGCUGAAAGAGGAAGAAAAUAUUCUUGAGAGUGUCGCAGAAGGCAGAGCUUUGAUGUCUGUGAAGGAAAUGGCCAAAGGUAUCAUAUAUGAUGAUCCCAUAAAAACAAGCUGGAAGGCACCACGGUACAUCCUGAACAUGCCAAACACUCGAAAUGAACGCGUCAGGAAGAAGUUUCACAUCCUUUCUGAUGGAGACGGCAUCCCUCCUCCAAUCAAAAGCUUCAGGGAGAUGAAGCUUCCACCAGCAAUUCUUAAAGGUUUAAAAAAGAAGGGAAUUGUGCAUCCCACACCAAUUCAAAUCCAAGGAAUCCCUACAGUUCUCGCAGGUCGAGACAUGAUUGGAAUAGCCUUCACUGGAUCCGGAAAGACUUUGGUCUUCACUCUGCCCAUCAUCAUGUUUGCCCUGGAGCAGGAGAAAAGGCUGCCUUUCGUCAAGAGAGAAGGACCGUAUGGACUCGUCAUCUGUCCUUCUCGAGAGUUGGCGAGGCAGACUCACGGCAUCCUGGAGUACUACUGCAAGCUGCUGGAGGACGAAGGAGCUCCUCAGCUGCGAACUGCUCUCUGCAUCGGAGGAAUGUCUGUCAAGGAUCAGAUGGAAGUAGUUAACCAUGGUGUCCACAUGAUGGUGGCUACCCCUGGACGACUGAUGGACUUGCUGCAGAAGAAGAUGGUGAGUCUGGACAUCUGCCGCUACCUGAUCCUGGAUGAGGCUGAUAGGAUGAUUGACAUGGGCUUUGAGGAAGACAUCCGAACCAUCUUCUCUUACUUCAAGGGGCAAAGACAAACGCUGCUUUUCAGUGCCACUAUGCCCAAGAAGAUCCAGAACUUUGCCAAGAGCGCGCUGGUCAAACCCAUCACCAUCAACGUGGGCAGAGCUGGAGCUGCCAGCUUGGAUGUCAUCCAGGAAGUGGAAUACGUCAAGGAGGAGGCCAAGAUGGUGUACCUGCUCGAGUGUCUCCAGAAAACACCACCUCCUGUGCUGAUAUUUGCUGAGAAGAAAGCCGAUGUAGAUGCCAUCCAUGAGUAUCUGCUGCUCAAAGGAGUGGAAGCAGUGGCCAUCCAUGGAGGAAAAGAUCAAGAGGAAAGAACAAAAGCCAUAGAGGCGUUUAAAGAAGGAAAAAAGGAUGUCUUAGUUGCCACAGACGUUGCCUCCAAGGGUCUGGAUUUCCCAGCUAUACAGCAUGUAGUGAAUUAUGACAUGCCUGAGGAGAUAGAAAACUAUGUCCACAGAAUUGGUAGAACUGGACGAUCAGGCCAAACUGGUGUUGCCACUACGUUCAUCAAUAAGGGCUGUGAUGAGUCGGUGUUGAUGGAUCUCAAAGCCCUGCUGGUUGAAGCCAAGCAGAAAGUCCCUCCAGUGUUGCAGGUGCUCCAGACAGGAGACGAGACCAUGCUGGACAUCGGAGGAGAGAGGGGCUGCACAUUCUGCGGUGGUCUGGGUCAUCGUAUCACAGACUGUCCCAAGUUGGCGGCCAUGCAGACCAAGCAGGUCACCAACAUCGGGCGCAAAGACUACCUGGCUCAUAGUUCAAUGGACUUCUAAAAGUUUCAUAUUCGUGGGAAGAGUCUUCAAUGCGAAAUGGAACUGAAAAACAUUUUUGAGGAAACUGUACGCCUUUGUGUUGUGUCGUGUCAUUGAACUAAGGAAGUGUCUUUUUUAAUCUUCACUUGACAUAGUUUGCAAGUGAAUUUUCUUUGUUGCCCUAAAAUCUGACAUGCUUUUUGCUGGAUGUGUAGAAUUUGUAAUAUACAUUUUGAUACUCCAACUGUAAAUAAAACCACUUUAUCCAUUGA